Polypterus senegalus (gray bichir) is the source of this 2464-nucleotide messenger RNA. Its product is annotated as zinc finger protein OZF-like. The transcript is spliced from 3 exons. The record is from RefSeq and is a predicted model, not a curated record. Gene Ontology annotation, molecular function: DNA-binding transcription factor activity, RNA polymerase II-specific; RNA polymerase II cis-regulatory region sequence-specific DNA binding. The coding region runs from base 517 to 2148 and encodes 543 amino acids. Gene Ontology annotation, biological process: regulation of transcription by RNA polymerase II. NCBI's taxonomy places the organism in Eukaryota, Metazoa, Chordata, Cladistia, Polypteriformes, Polypteridae.
UUCGUUCAAUCGGUUAGUAACGCUAACAGGAAGAAGCAGUUUGGUCCUAGGUUCGUCUUCCAAAGAAGUGUGCCUUUGAAAAGCAGUGGCUAAACGUUUACCGGCACAAAAGGGUAGUCGUUUAGCGACAAGGAAGACAUGGCGUAUAGGAAGCAGGAGAGGAGCGCAGUGCACAGCUGACGGGCGUCCCAUUGGCAGUGAGAGACUGAACAGAUGGGUGUCCCUGAGAGGCUGUAACAGGAUGACAGCGCGUAGGCUCCAGACUUACAGCAAAGAGUCGAACGACAUGUCUGGUCAGGUGUGAGAUGGGAGAAGAGCACGGACGGUCAUCUCGGGGACGGUGAAAGAGGAGAGUCAAGCGGGCGUCACUUGGCAUGGUGAAAGACAAGAGACAAAAGAGGGAAGCUCCAUUUUAAAUCAAAAUGGUCCCACCAUGAGUCAUGUGAUAGCCAAAAGACCAAAAUUAUAAAUGUGAAAAGGAAACCUUGGAGGUGCUCUCUGGUAAAGGAUUCAAACAUGAACUUUCUUGAAGCAGAUGUUAUGGAGCAAAGGACAGCCUCUGUCAAAGAAGAGGAUUGUGAGUGGGACACAUUGUAUCAUGCACAGGAGUCGCUCAGCCUGAAACUGGAAGAAGUGGUGAUGAACCAGGAGGAGUAUGAGAUGGCAUCAACAAGCUUCAAAGUGGAGACUCCUGAGUGUGAAUUCUUCGAUCUUAAAAUGCAAAACCAUGAAAUUCUGAAUGUUUUACAGCAAGACGUGUUUUGCAAAAACGACUCAAGUUUAAGUCCAUGUCUAGCAUUUAAAGACGAGAUACUGUUGUCAUCGUUGAUGUCGCCUGUCUUCAAUAAUAACUUAACAGAGCUUGAUGAUGUGAUGCUGAAGGAGAUGUGUUAUAAGACAGAUGAGCAAACACGGAUCUGUGCUAAAGAAGCUGGGAAAUCAGAUCUAACAGAGAAGGACUGUGGCUCACUAGCAGCUUCCAAAUAUGGUCACAUAUCUGGGAAACUUGAAAUUCAGUGGGAAAAAACUGAUGAAGCUUUGAAAACUUCAACUAUCUCUACACCUGUUGACCCUGAAUCUUUUCUGUGCUGCUCUCUUCUUCUUGUGAAGAUGCCAAUGGAGGAUGUUGUCAGUCUUCACCAGCACCAACAGUGUACACCUUUGUAUGUGUGUCAAGUUUGUGGGAAAGUUUUUAACCAGGAAUUUGCUUCUAAAACUCAGGUUGUUCCUGCUGGAGUUAAACCAUAUGGCUGUAGUGAAUGUGGGAAACGCUUUUCUUUCAAGGGCAGUCUUCAAAAGCACAGACGAAUUCAUACAGGAGAGAAGCCAUAUUGCUGUACUGAAUGUGGUAAGAAAUUUUCACGCAGUGGUGUUCUUAGCAGGCAUAUAAGAAUUCACACUGGAGAGAAGCCAUAUACCUGCACUGACUGUGGCAAACGAUUCUCAGACAGAGGCCAUUUUCAGAGACACAAAAAAAUUCACACUGGAGAGAAGCCGCACUGUUGUACUGAAUGUGGUAAACGAUUCUCCAGAAUUGCUCAUCUUAAUACUCAUUCAAGAACUCACACUGGAGAGAAGCCAUAUAGCUGCUCUGAAUGUGGUAAACGAUUCUCACAAAUAAGCAACCUUCAGGUACACACAAACUCCCAUGCUGGAGAGAAGCCACACUGCUGUUCUGAAUGUGGCAAGCAAUUCUCACUAGUGAGCAGUCUUGAGAAACACAUGAGAAUUCACACCGGAGAGAAACCAUAUUGCUGUUCUGAAUGUGGGAAACAAUUCUCCUCCAAAAGCCAUCUACAAACACACCUAAAAUUUCACUCUGGAGAAAAACCCUACCCCUGUUCUGAAUGUGGCAAGCCAUUCUCACAAAUCAGUGCUCUUAAUAGACAUGUGCGGAUUCACACUGGUGAGAAGCCACAUUCAUGUUCUCAAUGUGGAAAGCUCUUCUCACAGAUUAGUGACCUUAAUAGACAUGCAAGAAUUCAUAUGAAAGAAAAGCUGUAUGCCUGUAGUGAAUGUGGUGAACUGUUCUCCACCAAAAGCCAUCUUCAGGAACACACAAAAUUGCACACUGACAGUCCUGCCAGCUUAUAUGCAUUUUGUGUUGAACGUACACAUUUUAAAGUCAACAUACGUGGGUAUGAUUAAUUAAUCAAGAGCAUUCAAAAUGGAAGAGGUUUUUAAGUGUUGAUUUGUAACAAAGAGCCCUUUAAAAAUGAAUUUGGAUGUUGGCACACAUUAGGCUGUUCUUCUUAUUUCAAGUUAGCGUCAAUGAGUCUGCUACUGCCACCUUGUACAGGACUAGUUACUACUUUGUGCUGGUGGGGUCAGGAGAGGCUCAACCUCCCUUGACCUGAGUUGCAUUAUUGUGGGUUUGAGUAUGUUAUGUUUUUAAAUCAGUCUUUGUUUCAUGAAUUGACGGUUAUGGUAUACACUAGUAAAGAAAAUUUGAAUGAGCAAACAA